UCCCAAAUCCGGGUUUCACUAAUGGUGUGGCUGUGAUUUCUUCUUUAGUUUUCUAGGGGCACGGCUUUCCUUGUUUUAUAUUUUGAAGUCAUCCUUUCGUUUCCGUGAGAAACCCUAGAUACUCUCAGAAACUGCGACUGUUGUAUUACUUUAUGAGCGAGAGAGGGAGAGGUACUCGUAACGCUUGUCGUCAGUGGCCUCCAGAAUAUGACCAACUCUGCGACCACUGACAAGCUCCUUGCUGAGGUUCUUUUGUUGAGACUCUGAAGAUCUUGGUAGAGGCACAGCACUGCUCAGGAAUCAAGUUUGUAAGGGUGGGCUUGGAGGUGACGGCGGUAUUGGUUGUUUUUUAGAGUGGGAGUGUAAGUUUUUGAAUAACUAACUGGAAGUUGUUACUAGACAAGAGGCGGGGAGGGGGAGAAAGAGGUAAGGAUGAUGAUUAUGGCAGCAAUCGCCGGGCCGCACAGGGCAGGAUUGCUGGCUUAUACAGGGAAUGGGGUUGAGGCGGAGAAUUAUUUUAAUGGGAUUAGGCUAGUGCAAACGGUUAAAGUGGGUUCGAGUGUCCAAGAUAGAGUAUUGCGGCAGCGCUGCAACUUGAUUAGGUUAGCAGGGUUGAGCGGCUCGUGCGUGCAAUCGGCGCGGCAGUGGUUCCGAGUAACAGCUUUUUCCGAGGUUGCCAGCUCCUGCCUGUAUCCCUCUUUUAGCUUGUUACGCAAAAUCACUAAUUCCUUCCGCAGAUUGUGUUUCAUUGGGUUUAGAAACCCAGUCCUCAAAAUUUUAAACCACGAAGUGUACCGACUGUAUCAUCGCCGAAGAAGGAUUAUUCCUUUGUUAGCUAUAGAUAGGGCGUUGGAGGCUGUGGACGAAUCUUCAGGUGUGACGAUGAAGGUGAAAUUCCAGCUUCAAAGGGAAUGCCAAUUUGGACAGCAAUUCAAGGUCGUUGGCAGUGGCUCUCACUUCGGUGACUGGGACCCAAGUGCUGCUUUACCCUUGAAUUGGAGCGAAGGUCAUUUGUGGACUACUGAAGUGGAUAUACCUAAAGAUAGGAAAUUUGAGUGGAAAUAUAUACUAGUAUCCACUGAAGGAGAAGAGACUGAGUGGCAAUCUGGACCCAACCAUGUGCUAGAAACAGUACCUGGAGCCUCUUCACUUUUAGUGUCGAUACCAUGGGAAAGAAUUCCACACUCUGCAGAUUCCACAUCUGAUCAAUUUCAGGAGGUACAACGCUGUGAGCAUCUUGAGGGUCAAGAUACCGCAUCUGAUACUGAAGAUUUGGAUGCAAUUGGUAAGGAUUCUAAAGUGAAUACUUCAGUUGAGAAAUUGACAGAAGCGGCUGCUUCGGCUGCUGGAGAUGUCCUCAAAGCUGGGAUAAAGGCAGCAACCAUUGUAGCGGCGAGCUUGGACGCUACACCUGUUGAGGAGCUUUUGGGGCUCGCAGAGCAUGCAGAUGGGAGCCUGCUCUUCUCCUUCAGCGGGUCCACAACCACCGCCGAUGCUGCAGCUCAACCAACGAUACAGCAGAUUGAAAGUGCCAACGUGAAUGUACCCACACAGACCCUGACACCGGCUGCUCUUCCACAACGGCAUCCGUCGAGCUUCCAGAAGAAGUCCCCCAUUCCUGCUGCUCGCAGCCGGCGCACUGCUUCGAAAGCGGAAGCGGAUACUGCCGAACUUGUUGCGGCAGAGGACAAGGAGACGCCGGUGGACAGCACAGUGAGCAGCAUAUCUGCGAGGCCUGAGAGGCAUGCAUCGUCAUUCUCGAGGAAGUCGCCAAUCCCAAAGAACCGAGAACGCAGCUCAGUGUCGAGCUCCAAGAGACAGUCAUCAGCUGAGGCGACUCCAGUGGCCAAAGCUCCCAGCAAGUCAAAGUUCACGACGAGGUCGCCAAUCUCGAGGAAUCAAAACAGCAGUCGAGCGACGAGAUCCGAGAAGAAGAAGAGUCAUUCUUCUGAAGUAGCCCCUGCAGAACUUGUCUCUCCAUCAAAGACUGCGAGUGCUGACACCGAAGUUGCUGAAAGUGAAGCUCUUGAGCAUGGUGCUGUAAGCAAAGACUUAUCAAGUUACAAGCUUUCAGAGCUGAGGAGCAUGGCAAAGGCGAAGGGAUUGAAGGGAUAUUCGAAACUAAAGAAGGGAGAGUUAGUAAAGCUUAUAGCUGCUUCCGAUGUAUCUUCAGAGAUUUGAAGCCUGCAACGAAGUUGUAAAAAGGAAAAAACCACUUACAUCUUUUCACUGAGUAGAAGGUUUCGAUACAGCCUUGGAUACAUCAGUUUUAUGUCAUUUUGUCAUUUCGGAUGUUGCAUGGGGUGGAACUCUGCUUGUAAUGUCUACAAGUCUUUGUAAUUUCUGGGUACCAGCGGACACUUCGUGGACAUUUUAAGAACAUGAGCCUGCUAAUUCAUAUC
This is a messenger RNA of Physcomitrium patens, 2402 nucleotides long. RefSeq lists its product as uncharacterized. The record is from RefSeq and is a predicted model, not a curated record. NCBI's taxonomy places the organism in Eukaryota, Viridiplantae, Streptophyta, Bryopsida, Funariales, Funariaceae. Gene Ontology annotation, cellular component: membrane. Gene Ontology annotation, biological process: DNA-templated transcription termination. Gene Ontology annotation, molecular function: starch binding.